AUGAACAAGCAGCAGCAGCAGCAGGCGUACGGGUAUGGGCAUGGGCAGGGCGACGUCCCCUACUGCUGCUUCCAUCCCAGGGAGGUGGUCGUCGGCGUCUGCGCCCACUGCCUCAAGGACCGCCUCCUCCUCCUCCUCGCCGCUGCCAACAACAAUAACAGCAACGCCGCCGCCGACGCCGUGCACCGCCGGAGCAGGAGCAGGAGCAGGAGCAUCUCCCUCCCCAAGGUCUUCGCGCUCGGCUCCACCUUCCUCCAGCGCCUCGACUCCCGCCACCACCGGGGGCGGGACCCCGACAACAACUGCUACUCCGACGACGACGACGACGCCACCACCUCCGUCGCAAGCCUCGAUGAUUCCUUCAUCUCCAUCAAGUUCGAGGACAACGGCAAGGCGACGUGGGACAGCCAGAGCCAGCACAAGGCGUCGGCGGCGGUGACGGAGGCCGAGGCGGAGGCAGGCAAGCCGGCGGCGGCUCCCGCGACGAGGUCGUCGUCGUCGUCGACCGUGGUGGUGGCGGUGGAGCACGUGAAGCGGGGCGGCGUCACCCGGUGGCGCAAGCAGGUGGUGGGGCGCCUGCUGCAGCUGGCGCGAUGGAGGAGGUCGUCCGCGGCGGCCAAGGCGGGCGGCGGAGCGGCGUGCCACGUCGCCGGGCUGGACGGCAAGAAGGCCGCGGCGGCGGCGGAGCGGUCCAAGACGCGAGGGAGGGGCUGGAUCCGGAGCCUCACUCGGAGGCGCGCGCACGGCGACCGGGCGUGGUAG
Molecule: messenger RNA, 762 nt
Organism: Miscanthus lutarioriparius
Lineage: Eukaryota; Viridiplantae; Streptophyta; Magnoliopsida; Poales; Poaceae
Source: the annotation of a GenBank genome assembly